Solenopsis invicta (red fire ant) is the source of this 2897-nucleotide messenger RNA. RefSeq names its product glutamate receptor-like. The transcript has 11 exons. Gene Ontology annotation, cellular component: membrane. Lineage: Eukaryota; Metazoa; Arthropoda; Insecta; Hymenoptera; Formicidae. Gene Ontology annotation, molecular function: glutamate-gated receptor activity. The record is from RefSeq and is a predicted model, not a curated record. The coding region runs from base 846 to 2795 and encodes 649 amino acids.
CUUAUGUGAUAUCCCAGCGAGUGCGAUAGCGAUAGUUGCAAUUAGCAAUUUGUUUUGUAUAUUCGAGUGACAUUAACAUGGAUUAAGCGUAUUUCCAAAUUUGGAGGAUCAAAGUUUUUCCAAUAGCAUAUCAGUAAUUUUUUCGUAUUGUAGUUUUUUCCUUGAGCGCGUACCGUUAUGUUCUAGUGUUUAUAAAUGUCGCUUUAUCAGCAGCAAGGACACUUUCACAUGUUUCAGAUGUUUAUUGCUGAUUAUAGAUUUUGAUCUAAUAUACUGAAUCGUGUUAUUGAUGGAAAGUUUUGUGUAUUAAUAAGAUUGAUAAUUUAAAAUGAUGCUGAUAAUGUUUUGCUUAAUUACUUAUUAACUCUACUGUGCGUUCAUAAUUCAAUCAAUAGUCAAUACAACAAUUUUCAUUCAGUCUUUAUAAUUAUUACAGUGCACCAGGCUGCUAUUUAGAUCAGAUUCCAAUACAUACUUAUUAAAUUAUUCAAUUGAUAUCUAUUUAUAUACCAUUGUAUACCUUCCUGUAUCUAUCUAAAAAUUUCGAUAAACAAAUCGGUCAUUUAAUUUGUAUAAAUCUACCCACAGAGUAUACAAAACAUUAUUAUUCUUUCAAAGCAGUCAGGUAAUUAUUGUGUGACACGAAGAACUGCUGUUAUGUAUGCUCUUAUCUGACUAAACUAACUUGACUAUUUCAUUCGCUGCGGUCGGUAUGAAGAAAAUGCAGUGUGGCUGCAAUCGCAAAAUAUAUCGGCUCCGGGAUCGUUGUAAAUCGUGCUCGAGCUGGUUUUGUUCAGCUGACUUGUAAAUCAGUCGAAUUUCUACUAUCGACGAUCGCACGAAGAAUGAUGUUUUGCAAACUCGAUCUCUGUUGGAUUUUAAGUCCGACUGUCCUCACAUGGGUAUCAGUCGAUUUCGUGUGCGGUCUACUGAUUAGGCCGAUUUCCGUGUAUAUGGGUUUGAUCAAAGAUACACAUGAUUACUUCAAUAACACAUGCAUUCUACUUCUGCACAAUUCUAAUGAGACAGGAAUUAUGGAAAGUGAACACAUGCUCUUUCUUCAGAAAUAUCUGAGCAAAAAUUCUAUACCCACCGCUGUUAUGAAUUUUCGUAUGUUCAAUGAACGAGUUGGACAAAAUUUUUAUCACAUCCAGAGACCUUUGUUCGUCCUAAUGAACGAUGCUUUAAGAGAUGAUUUUGCGCAUGAAGUGGCGUCGUGGAUCGCGAUGGAUUAUCCCACCUGGCUGGUAUUUUUCGGUAACGAGACCAGUAUUACGGAAUUUUUCUUUGAAAUUCACGUGCCAUUUGACUGUAAGUUUAUGGUGGCUCAGAGUAGUCCGAACGUAAUUGGAAGAGAGAUCAUCACUGAAGUCUAUCGAGUUGACAGAGGAAAAGAAUUGAGAUCCAACCAGUUUGGUGUAUGGGAUGUUAAGCAUGGUCUUAAGGGUCCUAAACAUGGUUUAUAUUUUAGAAGAAACGAUCUUUUUGGUCAGAAUAUACGUGUUACGUCGAUUGACGACCCUCCUCUUAGUAUGCUUCGUCGUAAUGCACAGAAUGAGAUAAUAGGAAUAGAUGGCUUUUUUGGGGAAGUAAUACUCUUAUUGCAGGAAGCAAUAAAUUGCACAUUCACCUACAAGGAGACCAAAACAUGGGGUAUGUGUUUACCAAACGGUUCGUGUUCAGGUGCAGUUGGGAUGUUGAAGAACAACGAUGUAGAUUUUGCGGCGAUGGAGUUUAUGAUGACCUCGGAAAGAUUAAAUGUUAUCGGUUUUACACAGCCUGUCUUCACACCCAAGUAUCGUAUAUAUAUUAAAAGGUCUAUGACGACUGAUUUAAAAUGGGAUGCUUACAUGGCACCAUUCUCCGGGAACAUUUGGGGCGCUAUCGUUUUUAUCAUCGUACUUUCAAGUGGAUUGAUUGUGUUCAUUCAGAAACUAUUUCCAUUCAUGUUACCGCGUCUUCAAAAUGAUUGUUUCAGAUUUAUAGAAAUUAUGAUUUUAAACUUAGGAGCGUUUUGUGCUCAAGGUAUGAAACAAUCGACGCUGGAUUCUAUAAGAAUGAUGCAGCUGGUAAUUCAUCUGUUAGCACUCGUGAUCGUAGCAGCGUAUUCCGCUUCCUUAAUUAGUCAUCUUGCUGUUAAAACGUUUGUCAUGCCUUUUACGACUAUGGACGGCCUACUGCAGGAUAAUACUUAUCGUUUUAGCGUGAUCAAAGACUCAGCUGAUUAUAAUAUUUUCCAGAACGCGUCAGAUAGAAUAAUGAAAAUGAUGUUUCGUCAGUUAAUAUUAAAAGAAACUGAUUUGCCGAGUAAUUAUUUGGAUGGCCUAGAAAGCGUUUGUAAGGAGAAAAAAUAUGCUCUUAUGGCGUUAGAUAACAUGGCAAUUGUACUGCAACAGAAAAUCAACUGCAAGUUGGAGUCGUUGGAUGUUAUAAUGCAGUGCCCCAUUUCGAUGGCUUUACAAUCAAACUACCCAUACCUUGGUAUUAUUAACAGAAAUAUUCUUUUAUUAAGAGACAGUGGAAUUCUGCAACGUUUGAUGCAGACGCAAUGGUUGCGCGACCUAAACAAAAUAAAUAACGAAUCUGGAUGGAAAUCGGUCGAGAUCAAUGACAUAGUGCCGCUACUAUUUUUAAUAAGUAUUACGUUGUUUGUCAGCUUUCUUAUCUGCGUUAUGGAACAAGUUAUCUUCAAGAUGAUUUCUGAUCACCGAAUCAAGAAAGGGAUCAAUAAACCGCGGCAGCAGGACAUAAUUAUGAUGUUACGUCGCUACGAUAAUUUCUUAACCCAGAAAUAGACAUAUCAUUCUUUUUUUUCGUAAAUAAUCAGUUGGGAUGUUAUUUACACCCUAAUUAAAAACCAUUGUUAUUAACUAUAUUGUAUUACUAAUUGUACUAUA